CCCUCCACAGCUCCACAGCACCCUGGGGCAGCUGCCGCUACUCAGUGCCUUGUUGGCAGAGCUGUCAGUGCUUGCCCACAGUGCUGUACCUCCUCCUGUCCACCCCCACCCAGCCUGGCUCUACCAGGCUCCGGGGAGCAGUGGCAUGGCCUCACAGCCCCCCAGGCACUCCUCUGCCCUCCAGCCUUCAGAGGCACCUGUGGGGCCUGGUGGGAACAGUGGAGCUGGCAGCCCUCAAUUCAAGCAAGGCUGGCAAGAAGCCUCCUCACCAGGAUCUCCUCGGGCUGGGAGAGGACCUAAGAAAGCUGUGCCCCAGGGAGAGACAAGCUCUGAACAGAACUGCAAAACUAAGGAAAACAGACCUCCCAGAAGGAAAUUGUUGUAUGGACUGACAAAAACACUGAGACUACGGCUGCAGCAGACCAACCGCAAUAAGCUGAUAAUUCAUGAAAGGAGAGAGCAGUACAGAAAAAAGCAAAUGGAGAUGCUGAAGGAGAGAAACCCUUUAUCCAAAAGAAAACUGCUCAGAAAUGCUGGAGAACAGCAUGUGGUUUCUCACAGGCAUUGUAGCAAGGGAGACUGUUCAAAGCAGAGUAGUCACUUUGAUAAAAGUGUUGAGACUUUGUUACGAAACAGCCUUCUCACAGAACACAGUUCUUUCACAGAAGAUGUGUCCGCUCACCUGCAGAAAAAGGCUAUUACAAGUCUCCUGAAGAGUGAUGAAAUCGCAAGCCAGGACCAUCCAUGCAAAGUAACUACAUCCCCCUUGCAGGAGGAAACUGUAUUAAAAUCUGCUCACAAGGGGAAGUAUGUGAAAGCCCAGCUCCCAGCAGCUUUCCCCUCAGAUGCUAAUGCAAAUGGAAGUAAUGAGGAAGCAGUACAUUUAAUCCAUCACAAAACCAUGGAGCAUGAUGAUGCAUCUGUUGUAAGUGAUCAAAAACCAAGCCCCAGCAGGAGCGUUGAAAACGGCUCAGAAUUCGUAUACUCGGAUGACUUUGUUGCUAGUCCUGAGAACACAGUUUAUUCAGAAGAUUUCACCAGUGCUGAGUGUACAGACAAAGACUUGGAAGCUCUUGACUCUAGUCCUGAACCUCUGUGUCUUGAAAGCCCAAAGCCAGGUUGGUCAGAUACAGAGCCAGAAUCCAGUAGGUCCAGAAUUUCAAAGACUGAAAGACCUGAAAGUACCUCAGAUUUUCUGCCAGUUCCUUCAGCUUCAUCUCCAGUCCAGUCUUUGAAGAGAAACUGUGACUUAAAAUCCAUCAAGAGUGAAUCUGUUGAUUCACUUAACCUUGCUCGAAUGGAGACAUCAUUAUUAGGUGAAGAACAGGAACCACAACAGUUCAGUAUCUCCAUGGAGAAGCAAACAAGUGAACCUGUAGGAAAGAGGCCAACAUCUGAAGGAAAAAGCCAGUCAGUAACUCAGGUUAGCUCUUCCCUGCGAUCUAACAUGUCUGAUCUUGAACUUAGUGUCCUGGAAAACAGUAUGUCAGAGAAAGAGGAUGAUUUUCUGGGAAAACUACACGUUCCUAAUCAAUACAAAGACAUCAGUGAACUUGUAAUAAGUAAGCUUCCAGGAUACACGAUGUAA
Molecule: messenger RNA, 1588 nt
Organism: Apaloderma vittatum (bar-tailed trogon)
Lineage: Eukaryota; Metazoa; Chordata; Aves; Trogoniformes; Trogonidae
Gene: MAP10
Product: microtubule-associated protein 10
Exons: 1
Biological process (GO): mitotic spindle midzone assembly; positive regulation of cytokinesis; cytoplasmic microtubule organization
Cellular component (GO): midbody; centrosome; mitotic spindle pole
Molecular function (GO): microtubule binding
Source: RefSeq, a predicted model, not a curated record